Messenger RNA from Rosa chinensis, 2552 nucleotides. RefSeq names its product BEL1-like homeodomain protein 9. NCBI's taxonomy places the organism in Eukaryota, Viridiplantae, Streptophyta, Magnoliopsida, Rosales, Rosaceae. Gene Ontology annotation, biological process: regulation of transcription by RNA polymerase II. Gene Ontology annotation, molecular function: RNA polymerase II cis-regulatory region sequence-specific DNA binding; DNA-binding transcription factor activity, RNA polymerase II-specific. The coding region runs from base 422 to 2248 and encodes 608 amino acids. The record is from RefSeq and is a predicted model, not a curated record. The transcript has 4 exons.
AAUCAUCAUAAAACGACAACUCCCAAAACCUGUCAGAAAUAUCUCUGCGCACAGCGAGUAGUGACUUCAAUUAUUACCGGAAAUAGCCGGUCGUCGUUCUGUUCCUCGAAACCCUAUGCACUCUCUCCCCUCUCUCCCCUCUCCUACCAGAAAGAAAGCAAGCGACUGUAACUAGAUUUUGUUUGCGUCCAAAAUCUGUGCGUGAGCGAGAGAUUUCCAUACAUAAAAGAAGAGCUUGUGUCUUCAUCCUGACAUGAGAAAUUCCAUACCCACAAUUCUCAGUCAAUUCACGUAUCAGAAAUCUCUCUCUGCCAUACUAGCCUCUCAUUUCUUUCAUUUCACUGUUCAUUAUCUCCUUUAUUACCCAACUAACUAGUCUUCAAUCCAUUCCCUUUUCCUUUCUACUUAAGAUUUCUCAUCCAUGGCUGAGGGUUUUGAGCCCUACCAUGUCCCUCAACAAAGCAGAAGAGAUAAGCUCCGGUUCUUGCCGGGUCAACCCCACCCGGUUUGUGAAGAACCCGGACCUCACCACCUUCACGGUUGUGCUGCUGCUGCUUUCUAUGAUCCGACCUCAAUCUCACUCAUCUCCUCAUCAGAUUUGCUCACGUGCGCCGGCAGCUCCGUCAAAGGAGAGGGCCACGUGAAUCUGAUGGGUUACAUGAACACUUCUACAGCUUCCUCGUCUUUAAACAAUUUUCGCCAUCCCUACUUGGAUCCUCAACCUUCGAAUUUCGCACCGAAUCCCAACUCUGUCCAUGAUAUUAACGGUCUCAACAACAUGUUUCUUUAUCCGAGCCAACAGAAUCAUCAUCAUCUGAGAGACUUCCACGAUGAAGCAGCUGUACUGUUCAAACCGGAACCAUUGUCCUUGUCACUAUCUUCACAACCCGUUGAGGUCCAUAAUCUGCAGAGGUACGGCUAUUCGGGCAUUAACGACGGUGGUCACGGGUCUAGAAGUCCGGGCCCAACUCCGCUGGGGCCGUUUACCGGCUACGCUUCGAUUUUGAAGGGAUCGAGGUUCUUGAAGCCAGCUCAGCAGUUGCUAGAGGAGUUCUGUGAUGUGGGUAGUUCUAGUCGUGAAAUUUAUGCUGCUGUUAGCAGAAUUAUGACAGACGAGUCCUCAUCCUUUUUGGACGAUCCUCCUAUUGAGAGCUUGGACGAUCCGGUCAGUGUUGGCGGCGGUGACGGAAGUGAGAGUCGGAGAAAGAAGUCGAGGCUGAUUUCCAUGCUAGACGAGGUUUACAGGAGGUACAAGCAAUACUAUCACCAGAUGACAGCAGUAGUGAACUCAUUUGAGUAUGUUGCUGGGCUUGGAAAUGCAGCUCCCUAUGCAAACUUGGCAAUAAAGGCCAUGAGUAGACACUUUACGUGUUUGAAGAAUGCGAUCACUGAUCAGCUUCAAUAUUCAAGAUCAAGUAGGGAUGCUACAACUUUUGUAAGCCGGGACAAAGAUGAAGCUAUUCCAAUGCUCCGUAAUACUACUCGAGGCAUGUAUACCCAGCACAGAUCUUUCCAAAGCACGGAGUUUGGCGAGCACCAACCUGUUUGGCGACCUCAAAGGGGCCUUCCUGAGCGUGCAGUUACCGUUCUUAGGUCCUGGUUGUUCGAACACUUCUUGCAUCCUUACCCUACCGAUACAGAUAAAAUAAUGCUGGCUAAACAAACUGGCCUAUCACGAAGCCAGGUUUCAAAUUGGUUCAUUAAUGCAAGAGUAAGGCUGUGGAAACCAAUGGUGGAAGAGAUACACAUGCUAGAAACCCGGCAAGCUCAUAUUGCUUCACAGAAGUCAGGGGAUCAAAAUGCAGAUAGGUCAGAUGAUCAUGAUCAUUUACCAUCCGCAAACUCGGUUGCAUCUGAGAAUCCUUCAACAUCCACUUAUAGAGCUCAAGACACAGCAUCUAAGCGCCCAAGAAAUGAAUUUCCGGAUGUCACAGUUGCGCGUACGCAUGAAGAGUUGAACAUGUCUUACAAUAACUUGCCAAGCCAUCUGCAUCAUGUUGGUCAUGUUGGUGCGAGUAUGGCAGGAGGAAGUACUAAUGGUGUGUCACUAACGCUUGGACUUCAUCACCAAAAUAAUGGUAUUGGUAUGGCGGAGCCACCCUAUGCUAUCAUUAACACAGCUCAACGUUUCGGACUUGGCCUCGAGGGAAAUAGCGAUGGUUACACAAUGGGUGGCUUUGAUGCACAAAAUCGGCAUUUUGGAAGGGACGUCAUGGGGGGGCAACUUUUGCAUGAUUUUGUGGGAUGACUUGUAAGGAAUGUGAGAAUCUGGACAUCAUGGAAUUGGAUAUUGUUAUAUUAGACUAACAAAGUUGCAAUCAUAAGUCAUUUGUCAAAAACCAGGAUUCAAAUGGUGAAACAAGCUUAGAGUGAUUGAUUUGCCUAUUCAUGUUGGUGUUUUAGAGGUAUGGUUAAAUUCACCUAUCACACCCCCUUGUGUAAAUUACGGAUAAUAUUCCGAGAAUGUGAAUGUUUGGGUGUUAAAAUUCUUGUGUAAACAGAGGUCUAUAUUGAGUAUAUUCAAACUAGGGAUUAGACAUGGCCUUUGAUCA